AAAGAACAGACCCCAUGAAUCUUCCAUUACCUUCAUAUCAUAACAAGAGCGACGUGACGCUCGACAACAUUUUACUUCCGAUCGAUCUGUGACUUGUCGCAGAGGUAAAAAAGUUGAAACGUCGUCGUCGGUAUUUCCACAUAUUGCAUCGAUCUUCGAUUACUUAAUACGCGUUCUAUCGCGUCAUUAUCGCUUAUUACUACUCCGGUGAUCGAUUCGCAGUUCUUCGCAGUGCUUUGGUGGUUAUACGAAAUCUCCGGAGGAUUCACGGUCAUCAGCCGACAGAUAUUCGUGAAAGAAAGUGAAAAAGAAGUUCGAGAUACAACACAAGGAGUUCAAAGUACAACAUUGAUACGCGGCAUACAUACAUAAAAUAAAGAACUUGCAGGAUCGUACGAACGUGCACUUGCAUGCUGUGUAAUCGUAAGCCGAAAACGCGUUGCUUCUCCGUUAUGAUGUUACAACAUGUUCUUCGUCCACGUGUACGCUCCCGAGAGCGCCUAUGAAGUUCGUUGUAUUACAAUUAUGUACAAUGUCGACAUUGCAAUUAAGCAUGCAGGACAGAAAGGAUCUGGACAAGUUCACGAAAUACUUGGCGCUGAGGGCUGCCCAGAUCAUAGUGCAGUCGAGGUCGGGUCAGAAGGUCAACACUAUGUGCAAACCGGACUCCUCGGCCGGUGAUUGGUUUAAUCUGGCGAUAAAAGAGCUACCAGAAGUCUUGGCUGAUGCUAAGAGAGCGCUUUGUGGAGAAAUAGUGAGCUCCACUGUACCACUAUGUAUAGAAAUCUCUCUAAAAACGGUGGAAGGUGACACAAUGGUUCUAGAAACAUGGAGUCUCGGUGUUUUGCCAGAACAAAGUGAUCCGACUGUACGAGUUACGUAUACCGUAUACAAUAGAAUGGGAAUUUUAUUGAAAUCCUUACUUUCUGUUUCGAGAGUUACUCCUGCUUAUAAACUGAGCAGGCGGCAAGGUCCAGAUUCUUACACUAUGUGUUAUAAAAUAUACAUGGGAGAACCUCAGCUACACGUCUUGGGCGAUAACUAUAAACAUGUAAGAGUGGGUCAAUUGUGUACCCCAGUGGGUACAAUACAUUUGUCAGUUUCUUAUAGAACUAAGAUGACCAUAUCACCCACUCACACAGGACGAGAUUCUAUCAUGCUUAAGAGCGAUCAUUUUCAUUCAGAUUUAAGUCCACGUCACGCGAGGUAUCAGCAAAGCGAGGAGAUAUCGAAAUCUCUCAGUGAUACCAUCAAAGUUGGCGCCUUUGUAGUAAACAAGCCUGUCAUUGUUAACGAAGAGGAUCUUGUGAUACCGGACGUACCGUUCAGUUCCCUAUUGACACCCAGGCAAACGUCGCCUCCUCCAGUAUCAUUAGUAGAUCCAGCAAAUACAAAGACUGCAACGGCAGCUGCCGCAACUGAUAGCAAUAACGGAAAUAAUGAAAAACUCAUUAACGAUAAUACGACUUCGAAAUGCGCCUCUCAAAAUGGAUCUAGAAGAAGUAGUUGCUCAAUGACUAGUGCCAACGAUGAUUUUAUUAUGGUAGAUUUGAAAACUCCGUUCGCUGUCACAAAUACUAAUAGCGACUUAGGAGCAUUCUAUCGGGAAUGUCAAAGUGCCCCGCAAUUGCAAGCCUUCAUGGAAGAAAGAACAUUGGCGGAACAAGUGGGAGACCUUACUAAGCAAUUGGAAACGUUCGAAACGAAUAUGCAACAUUAUGAAGACGUUUUGUCGUCUUUAUGUCAAACCGAAAAUAAUAAUUAAGCUGUACACUCUUACAAAGUUUUGAUCUAAGACUAGAUUGUGUACAGCUAUACGUAUAGUGAAUAAGAAAUGUAUUUGCACAUAAAAUAGAAAAAAUGUUGCUACAAUGUCCUCUUGUUUAAUAUAUUCAUACAAGAUCGUUACAUCUUCUGAUAGAAACUUUGCAGCAAUAUAUUUCUCUUUUUAUGUAUUAUUUUUAAAAAAUUUAUGAGACGUGCAAGUACUUUUUUUAUUUACUAUAUGCAUUAUAUCCAUCAUGUUGAAUGUGAAGCCUUCUUUAUUCACACGUGAGGUAGUCAAAAUUUCGCUUAGUGCCAGGUCCGCUCUUCAUUAAAUUUUAAUUUAUGAAAUAAAUGUUCCUUCUUAGAAAAAGAAGAAAGAUAAACGAGACUCAUAAGUGUUAAACUCACAGAUCAUUAUUGCUGUAUGCAGGAAUGUAUAUUUGGAUGAGAUAGCACAACGUGAAUAAGUAGAAGUUGCAUCGGCAUAAGUAAUUGCCAAAAAGAAAGCGAUUACGAAGGAUCUCAACGAAUUUGGAUAGGCCUGGUAUAAAUUGCUUCGUGAUUUGACAAUUCUAAAGACUGUAAAUAUGUUAAAAUUAUAAUACGUCGCAAAUUUCAAGCUUAAUACUGUCAACCCUUCUUUUAGUACACGCUGGAUAAAACACUACUCGUUCAAGUGUUUGCUGAUAUAUAAAAAAAUGUUUAAGAGAAAGAUUUCAGGAUCUAAAGAGCACGUAGUACUUACUGAACCGAAUAAAAAUUGUACAUACCAUUUGUUAUAUGCUUUACAUUUAUUUACUAUUUAUUGAUAUUAAAGUAUAUUUACUAUUUAAUAUGUAUAUGACUGAGUGAAAACUAUAUAAACAAUGUGACUUGAGAAACUAAUUUUGUUU
Harpegnathos saltator (Jerdon's jumping ant) is the source of this 2660-nucleotide messenger RNA. It is a transcript of the gene Atg13, whose product is annotated as Autophagy-related 13. The record is from RefSeq and is a predicted model, not a curated record. Gene Ontology annotation, biological process: protein localization to phagophore assembly site; mitophagy; autophagosome assembly. NCBI's taxonomy places the organism in Eukaryota, Metazoa, Arthropoda, Insecta, Hymenoptera, Formicidae. The transcript is spliced from 5 exons. Gene Ontology annotation, cellular component: Atg1/ULK1 kinase complex; phagophore assembly site; cytosol. Bases 503 to 1765 code for a protein of 420 amino acids.